GUUAGACAGGAGAUGGCUCCGUGGAUAACGGGUGAUACUCAGACUAGUGAAACGUAACACAGGCUGCUGUUUAGGGGCCGGGAGAAGGACGAGGGGAUGGAAGGGUCAGGUCCGUCAACACAAACUUGCCCGAAGUAACGCUAAUAUUGACAGAAACUCAUGUCAGUUGUCACGUCACUACGUUAGCAGAAGUACUUGGGUUUACCGUACCCCAAAAAAAUAAAUAUUAAGGCCGCGCCUGCAGAAAUUCGAUCGCAUUUUGAAAAAAAAACAGUCAACACGUACCUGCCCGAAGUAACGCUAAUAUUGACAGAAACGUCAUGUCACGUCACUACUUAAGCAGGGUUUAUACCCCUCAAAAGUUAAGGCCGCGCCUCUAUCUUAAGUCGACACGUACCUGUCUGAUAUGUAACGCUAAUAUUGACAGAAACUUCACCUCUCGUUCUUGCUUAAAGGCCUACUUAGGUUUACCAAAAAACUUCAACUUGACUCAAGGUCACCCUGUAAAGGUAUAAAGUCACGACCCAUUCCGAGGAACCAACCAGAACACCGCCAGCUUGGGGCUCGACCAGAAAUCGAAGAAGAAACUUGUUUCCUCUGAUAAAGAUUCGUCUGCCAACUCGCAAAUUAACUCGCUACAAAGUUAAGCAGAGUCAUUAAAACAACCAUGAAGGGGGUUGCAGUGUUCUGCUUCUUGUUGGCCGUGUUGGGGUGCAAGUUUGGAGCGGAGGCUAGUCAAGGGGGCAGGGCUGAGAGGCUCCGCCAAGCUGAGGAAGUUCCAGAUUUUAGCUGCGCCAAUUGGCACAGCUACAGUGAUGCAGACUUCGGUGCCAUGGCCACCGCAGGCAUCAUUGGUGCUUAUGGCCGCAAGUGUCACAUCUUUCAGGGCAGCUCAAAAUCAGCUUGCAACUGGUACGUCAAGUACGACGACGACGGUGACACGAUGGACAACUGGAAGGGGCUGACUUUUGGCGGAGUGCCCGGAGGGAGUGGAUGCUGUGCUUCUAUCAGCGGCUGCAGCACGCUGAAUGGAGCUGGAGCCUGGCUGAAAUCGCAUCACGAGGAAUACUGCUGUGGCUGCCCUGAGUUGGACUGCGAGCCCUGCCCUGCUGGUUACGUGAUUGAUGAAAAUGGAUGCCAAACUUGCACUUGCGCCUUUUCAUGUCACCACUGGGAAGACUACUCUGUCGAGCAGUUCGCUGAGUUUGCCCAGUCCCCCGACGUUAUCGGAGAGCACGGACGUCAAUGCACCAUAAUCACUAGCCACAACACGGCCUGCGACCACUACGUCAAGUACAAGGAUCAGGGCCCUAACUGGCUGGGGCUGACGUUUGGUGGGAAUCCUGGUGGGAGCGGCUGCUGUGCUUCUAUCAGCGACUGCCAGACGCUGCAUGGAGCUGCUUCCUGGAUGAAAGCAAAAUACAGGGACUACUGCUGUGUUCCAGAGUUCACUUGCGAGAACUGGGACAGCUACAGCGACCACGAUUUCGGAGCCAUGGCCACCGCGGGCAUCAUCGGGGAGAACGGUCGCAAGUGUCGCAUCGCUCAAGGCGGCUCAAAAUCAGCUUGCAACUGGUACGUCAAGUACGACACCGACGGUGACACGGCGGACAACUGGAAGGGGUUGACUUUUGGUGGUGUGCCCGGAGGGAGUGGAUGCUGUGCUUCUGUCAGUGGCUGCAGCACGCUGGAUGGAGCUGGAGCCUGGUUGAAGUCGCACCAUCGGAACAUCUGCUGUGGACCCACAGUUGGAGCCGCUCAUCGAAGGGCCCUGGGCCGGGCCUUGGGGAAGUCCUAA
Patiria miniata (bat star) is the source of this 1798-nucleotide messenger RNA. RefSeq lists its product as uncharacterized. The coding region runs from base 668 to 1798 and encodes 376 amino acids. NCBI's taxonomy places the organism in Eukaryota, Metazoa, Echinodermata, Asteroidea, Valvatida, Asterinidae. Gene Ontology annotation, molecular function: serine-type endopeptidase inhibitor activity. The transcript is spliced from 5 exons. The record is from RefSeq and is a predicted model, not a curated record.